This is a messenger RNA of Aquila chrysaetos chrysaetos, 2658 nucleotides long. RefSeq names its product keratin, type II cytoskeletal 4-like. The coding region runs from base 88 to 1947 and encodes 619 amino acids. Gene Ontology annotation, biological process: intermediate filament organization; keratinization. NCBI's taxonomy places the organism in Eukaryota, Metazoa, Chordata, Aves, Accipitriformes, Accipitridae. Gene Ontology annotation, cellular component: keratin filament. The record is from RefSeq and is a predicted model, not a curated record. Gene Ontology annotation, molecular function: structural constituent of skin epidermis. The transcript has 9 exons.
AAGGAGAUCUCCUUCUUUUACUCCCUGCUCCUCUCUUGCUCUUCUGCUUUGCCGUUACCGCUUCACCUCCCGUCUCCCCCAGCCACCAUGAGUCGACAGUGUUACACCUCCAGCUCUCUCCUGGGAAGACGGGGCUUUUCCUCCGCGUCCGCCGUCUGCGGCCUCGGCAGGGGCAACAGCAGCUCGGCCUCCGUCUGCCAGCCGGUGGGACGGAGAUGUGGAAUUGGUGGCUUCAGCAGCCGGAGCGUCUGCGACCUGGGGAGAGGGCAAAGGAUUUCCUUCGGUGGGAGCUGCCGCAGUGGGGUCUACGGCGGCGCUGGCGUCGGACGUUGCGGCGUGGCUUACGGCGGAGGCCGCUUUGGCGUGGGCACGGUCGUAGGGUUUGGUAACUGCGGAAGCUACGGGGGCCUGGGCAGCUACAGAGGUCUCGGGGACGGCGUGGCUAUCGGAGGCUACGGUGGCGGCAUUGGCAUCGGCCUCGGCGGAGGUAGAUCCGAAGGGAUUCGGGGCGUCAGCAUCCACCCGGAGCUCCUCAAGCCCCUCUGCGUGGGGGUCGACCCUGAGGAGUGCCAAGUGCGGACCCAUGAGAAAGAGCAAAUCAAGAAUCUCAACAACCAGUUCGCCUGCUUCAUUGACAAGGUCCGGCUGCUGGAGCAGCAGAACAAGGUGCUGACCACCAAGUGGGAGCUGCUGCAGCAGUAUGUCCUCCCAGCUUCCAGGAGAAACCUGGAGCCCGUUUUCGAGAACUUCAUCUGCAACCUGAGGAAGCAGCUGGAGUGUGUGCUGGGGGAGCGAGAGAGGCUGGAAAAUGAGGAGCGGUGCCUCAGGGACCUGGUUCAAGAGUACAAGUGCAAAUAUGAAGAUGAGAUCAACAAGCGUACAGCUGCGGAGAAUGAGUUUGUGGUCCUCAAGAAGGAUGUGGACUGUCUUUACCUGACCAAGGAGGAGCUGGAGGUGAGAGUGGGCCUUCUGCGGCAGCAGCUGGAGUUCCUGAAGUGCAUCUACGCCGAGGAGAGAGCUCAGCUGGAUUGCCAGCUGUGUGACACCUCUGUGAUCGUGCAAAUGGACAACAGCCGGGACCUGGACAUGGAGGGCAUCAUCAAAAGUGUUGAGUGCUGCUACGAGGAGAUUGCCCAGAAGAGCAAGGCUGAAGUGGAGGCUUUCUACCAAACCAGGCUGGAGGAGCUCCACAGCAGCAGGGGCAAGUUCUGUGAUGACCUGAGGAACAACCAGAGUGAGAUAGCCGAGCUGAACCGGAUGAUCCAGAAGCUGCAGUGCGAGUCGGAUAACGUGAAGAAACAGAUUGCAGCUCUGCAAACGGCCAUCUGUGAUGCUGAGCAGCGGGGCGACUGUGCCCUCAAAGAUGCCCGGCAGAAGCUGAUCGACCUGCAGACUGCACUGCAGCAAGCCAAGGACAAGAUGGCAUGUUUGCUGAGAGACUACCAGGAGCUGCUGAACGUCAAGCUGGCCCUGGACAUUGAGAUUGCCACUUACAGAACACUACUGGAAGGAGAAGAGAGCAGGAUAUGUACCGGCAACCCUGUGAGCGUAGCUGUGGUCAGCGGCGGUGGCACCGUUGGGGAGUGCCGAUCCCUAUCUGGAAUUGGAGGGAAAUGCGCCGUCAAGACAGGAGGGGCCGGUGCGGGGUUAGGGGUGGUCUCCUCCUUCGGCGUCGGCGGCGCCGGCUUUAGCACCCGGAGCGUAGAUUGCCUCCCCAGGGUUGGGGGUGGAUUUGGGGCGAGGAGCGCGGUCAGCUGUGUGGGGCGAGAAGUCAUCUCCGGUGCGGAGGGGGUGCAGUGCGCCACCGGCGUGGGCAACCUGGGGAACGUGAUGUGCGCUGGCGUGGAGCAGUGCAGCCCAGCAGCCGUCAUCAUUCCCGGGGCAGGGGUCUGUGGCACCGGGAGCAGGUACAGCACAGCUGUGCGCGUGGUCAGAACAACCCGGUAGAGACCGGAGGGCAGCAACACAACAUAUUUUAAAAUAGUCAGCAUUUCUGCAAUAAAACAGUAUUCCCCUUCCUUCUGACAGCUAUAGGGAUCACACAACCAUGCGCUGCCCAUGCCCAUGCAAUUAGGCUAGUCGCUCUGCCAAGAACUCUUUGCAUGACCAAAACCCACCUUCUCUUGCAUGUCCUUCUUGGGGAAACUUACCCCCACGGUCUCAGCCAGGUGAAAGUUUCAUUUCAGAGAGUCCACACCUGUCUUCACGCAUCAUCUUGGCUCUUAAAUCAGUCUUUUCUGCUUGACCCCUUUUCAGCAGGGAUUUUCUUUCCCUAAUGCAGCUAUUGCAAAGGGAUGAAAAAUUUGGUCAUCCCAACUUCAGAAAGAGAAGCCACAUUUUAAUUGUCCGAGAUGGAGCUGCAGCUAUUAUUUAACUUCUCUAAUGACACCAGAAAAUCCCAUUUUUCCUGUUUGCGAGAGGGUUGGUAAUGCUUAUGUAAAUUGGUCCAAGUUGCUACACCAGGUUUGGUAGAGCAGAUUUUAAUUACACACCGAUGAGCACCUUAUAUUUCUGUAGUUAAAUGCAUGCGUUGUUUUUCCUGUGUGUGUACUAGAUAAACGGAUUUAAAGCUUUUAAUGUGUAAGUGAACAGAGUUGAUUAUCCUUCGCUUACUCCAAACUUUCAGCUACCUUCAAUAAACUACAUGCAUAAUUCACA